Messenger RNA from Drosophila guanche, 2725 nucleotides. RefSeq names its product TATA box-binding protein-associated factor RNA polymerase I subunit B (gene TAF1B). The record is from RefSeq and is a predicted model, not a curated record. NCBI's taxonomy places the organism in Eukaryota, Metazoa, Arthropoda, Insecta, Diptera, Drosophilidae. Bases 62 to 2665 code for a protein of 867 amino acids. Gene Ontology annotation, cellular component: RNA polymerase transcription factor SL1 complex; RNA polymerase I core factor complex. Gene Ontology annotation, molecular function: RNA polymerase I core promoter sequence-specific DNA binding. Gene Ontology annotation, biological process: RNA polymerase I preinitiation complex assembly; nucleolar large rRNA transcription by RNA polymerase I. The transcript is spliced from 4 exons.
ACACUGGUGGAGGUGCACGUUUUCAAAUAGAAUUGUAAAUAAUAUUCAAUUAUAAGUAAAAAUGGACGAAACCGAUGUAGUGGAGGUGGACGACAUGCAGUGCGAUGUGUGCGCAGAGCGGAAAUUCCAGGAGCGCGAGGGCUACUACUAUUGCAUCGAGUGCGGCACCAAAAAGGAACAACUGAGAGCAGUGGAGAUAAACGCCGAAGACACUUUCAACGAUACAAAAAAUCACACUACGGUGCGGACCAUCAAGCAGCCACAGAUCAAAACGGAGGACAAUGAAAUAACCUCAUGGGAGUUCUACAACUAUGUGCUGCGUGGCUUAACGCAGGAGUUGCUCGACUUAGGGGCCAAGCCGGAACUGAAGCUGAUGACACUGCAGGUGUGGGCCGCCUACCUUGGACGCAUGGAGGUGGCCUUUUAUAAGAGCAAUGUAAUGGGUUUGCCCAAGCUCAAUGUGCGCUCUCUGCCCAGAGAUGCGCGCAUCAUUUACAAUCACCAGCAGGCCAAGCGAAAGAGGGAGCGGCUGGAUAAAAGUAAUCUGGAUGAUGAGCGCUCCAAGUGGCGACAGUGGAGGAAAACCAAGCGCAAACUAGACGCCACCGUUUGUAGCAAGAAGGAUGCGGCUACAGAGUCCACAGCGGGGCAUAGCAUUCGCUUGCAGUGGUCCUAUAGAGCACGCAAGACCCUAAAGCGGCAUAUGGCACUCAAGCAUUUGGACAAGCACAGCAUGGACAGCACGGGCAGCAUGCGGUGCCAUGGUCUGCGCCCAAAGGCCAAGAAUCUGGGCCACUGCGAUCGGAAUAUCUUCCUCCUGAACAUCAACAAGCUCUAUGUGGUACUGGCCAUUGCGCUGAACAUGAUCGGAGACGACUUACAGCUGACGGACCUGCUGCGGCUGAUUGACGAGGAGCAUCUGACCAGCCGCUACCUCCUUAAAUAUGUGCCAGAGGAUGUGGCUGUGCGCAGCAAGACGCUGAUAAAGGAGCUGCAAUUAGGGCACCAAGUGGACAAGUGUAGCUACGAGUUCCUGCGCACACAAGUGGGUUACAUGUCGCGCUUUAUAGAUCUCACUGAAUUCCAGACGCCGGACCUGACCGCCCUGACACAACGCUACGUCAGAGAACUGAGCCUGCCGCCCGCAGUGGCUGAGUAUGUGUGCCGCCUGAUGGAUUUCCAUCUGCCCGAGUUCAGGCGCCUGUGGGAUACGUGGACUUACCCUCGCUAUGAGGCCCGUGUCAUGGCCUACAUCGUGUACGUCAUGAAGCUGUUGUUUGGCCUGGACGAUGUCAAGGAGCAGAAGAUAUCCGAGACUGCGGCGGAAGUGAAUGAGCUUCUGCAGAAGCUACAGCAGGAACACACUGACGGCGAGGAAGCGCCUGCCAACCUGUUUGUCUUCGGGGAGUGGAUGCAUUUUGUGGAGCUGCGCAAGGUUUUGGUUUCGCACUACAAUCAGAGCUUUGCCCAGCGUUUCGGAGUGGUCAACCAUCUUGAGCGGCAGCUCAAUGAUAUCCUCAUCAAGGAGCGGAAGCAGGAAGAACACGAUAAAAGCUUCAACGAGCUGGAGAUGACGCCGGCCAUGCGACAGAGCGAGAACAUGCGCCACACCUUCGAGUGUCUGCUCAAGGAGAAGUAUGGCGAGGGCAGCGCUGAGAUGACUGCAAAGGACCACAUCGAGUUCCAGGCCAGCAUGACGCCAGCCCUCAGCUACUUCAAACGGCUGCUCAUGCACGCUUCGCGGGCCGAGGGCGAGGACAUGAGCGUCAAGAUUCCCGAGUAUAUGUGGGUGGAGCACUCUGAGCGUCAGCUGGAUCCCUUUAUGGCAAAGACCAAGGAUCUUGCCGAUUACCUAGCAAAACAUCAAGUCAAGUUGUGCGUGCAGGAACUCUCCUGCCAGGAGGACUACCAGAGGGUGGGUAUCUUCCAGUUUUUCCCAAAACUGGACCAGAAGUCGUCGGAAUUCCGCGCCAACUGUGACAUCACGGGCGACGAGUGGAUCCAGGAGCUGCGAAAGAAGAUAAAGCGUCCGAUCUUCAAGUUCCGCCAGCCCGUGGCCACCUAUUGCCCACGGUACAAGGUGUAUGAGCGUGCGGCUCGCCGCCAGAAAAUGGAGGAAGAUAAUCCGUUUUGGAAAAUUUACAAGACACCCAAAGUCCGCGUGAAGCUGAACGACGAGGAGAUCUCCUUGGACGAGCUUAGUUCUCUGCAAACUUUUGACGAGGCGCACAUGGAACCGCUGCCGUUUCCGUUGAACAUGCCCCGCCGACGCUUGAACUCUCGCAGCUCUCUGACGGAUUAUGAGCUGAUCGAGCCCAAGGAAGAAGUCGUUGAAGAGGGAGAGGUUCAAAAGAUGACGCAGAUGCUGAACGUGUCAAACUUCGAUAUCUGGCUGCUGCACGGCCACAUGCACAAAUUACCGCAGGCGCAUCAGCGUGAGCUGCGAACCCUGUUCCCCUGCUCCUUCCGCUGGUUGCUCGAGACCUGCGCCGCAACCAUUGGCGUCUGCUGGUCUGUGCUCUACGAGCAGCUGCUCGUCCUGGAGGUAGUACUUCACCAUGGCAUCGAGGACUGGAGCAACCACAAGGACAACUUGCGAUUCAAGUACAAUAAUCCAAACAAGGACAUCAAUAUGAUGACUAAAUUAUAUAGAGACAUGUGGUAGAAUGAGGGAAGCAUUUAAAUGAAUAGCCAAAAGAAUAAAAAAAUACCGCUUUAGUCCUAA